Molecule: messenger RNA, 1752 nt
Organism: Clupea harengus (Atlantic herring)
Lineage: Eukaryota; Metazoa; Chordata; Actinopteri; Clupeiformes; Clupeidae
Gene: jmjd8
Product: jumonji domain containing 8
Cellular component (GO): nucleus
Molecular function (GO): cis-regulatory region sequence-specific DNA binding
Source: RefSeq, a predicted model, not a curated record
UUUAUUAGCCUACACUGAUUUCUUAGGGUUCUUCUGGCUUUGAAAAUGAAAGGCCCACCCCUCGAUUGGUGUGGCCUUUGUUCAUUGGUCUGUGGUUCAGUGCGAGGUGGACGUUAUAGAAAGCAUCCUAGGCCAUCAUCCAUUGAGCAUGAUGUGCAGGUUACCACGAAAUGCACGCAAAGCGAAGUUGACAUAUGGAACUCAAAGUGACAUGUGUAUUUUUCUCGCUCCUGUCGGCUUGGUUAUCGGUCGCACGCGACAGCGAGCAAAUAUCUGGUGAUGACGGUGGCUGGUCAUCAGGAGGCGACAGCCUCACAGACGAGGGGCCCUGUAACAUCGAUAUCGAAGACCAAACGUCUCUUACAUACUCACAGUUUCUUCAACAGUAUGCAUACACAAAGCCUGUGAUUCUCAGAGGCAUCACUGACAACACGAGGUUCCGGUUCAUGUGUUGCAAGUACAAUCUACUUAGAGAGUACAAAGAAAGAACAGUGAGACUCAGCACAGCAAACACACAUUCCUACAGGAAAGUUGAUGUCCCCUUUGAAGAGUUUGUUAAGUUCCUACUAACCCCUCAGUCUGUGGACUCUCUGGGCAGUGAAACUCUAUACUUCUUCGGCGAUAAUAACUUCACUGAGUGGCAUGCCUUGUUUGAUGAGUACAAUGCCCCCCCUUACAAAAUCCCCUAUACCAGCCCAGCGUACAGCUUUGGCAUAGCAGGCCCAGGUACAGGUGUUCCCUUCCACUGGCACGGACCAGGCUAUUCCGAGGUCAUUUAUGGCCGAAAGCGCUGGUUCCUGUACCCUCCGGAUGAACAGCCAGAGUUCCACCCCAAUCACACCACCCUGACCUGGGUCAGUCAGUCCUACCCAAGCCUGGGGAUUCACGAGAGGCCUCUGGAGUGUACCAUCCGGCCAGGGGAGGUGCUUUAUUUCCCUGACCGCUGGUGGCAUGCCACACUGAAUCUGGACACCAGUGUCUUCAUCUCUACAUUCCUUGGUUAACCCCUUGCAUGUCAAACAUGGGUCCAUACCAGAACUUACUGAUGUGUAUGAGUUAGGGUGACCAGAUGCUAACAGACCAAAUGUCGCCUGGUACCGGUAGCUUUUACCUUAUCUGCAAAGUUACGCCCUAUGUCUGCGCAGUUUGAUUGACUGCCGUCACAGCCUUUGGAUGUUUGCCUUCACUGCUCUCUUCUCAGCCAUUGGAUGAAAAGCUUAGCUAUGUUGCUUUUGCGGGACAUUAUCUCAGUGUGCCCGAUGCGGGACAAAGGGUCAAAAUGCUGUGCAGUGCAACACAAAGCGAAAAAUCUGGUCACCCUAGUAUGAGUGUGUGUUUGUCUUGGCGCGUACUUAUGAGUGUGUGUUUGUGUGUUUGUCUUGGCGCGUACUUAUGAGUAUGUGUUUGUGUGUUUUUAUGCUGAGUGGCAAAAUAAAUGAAUUCAAUUUAUAAUGAAUGUCAUGAGUCUCGUUCGUGACAUGAGUGGACAUCUCUAGGGGCAUAGAUGUUUUAGAAGCUGGUUUGCUUCGUUCAUCUUAAAGUUCAGAGGUCAUUGUUUAGGGUGUGUCAACAGAGCUGUAUAUGUCUUAAGACUCCUUUAUCCCACAGCUUACCACAAAACUUGAAGUAAGAUCAAGGUUGGUCAAGGUUUUAUAGGAAAAUAACAUUACACAACUAUGUUACACAUGUAUUGAAUGUCAAAAAUGUCACAUUUACAAGGAAUGCAGGACAAUUAAAAAAAAUAUUUCUAUA